Phanerochaete carnosa HHB-10118-sp is the source of this 806-nucleotide messenger RNA. RefSeq lists its product as uncharacterized. The transcript is spliced from 3 exons. Lineage: Eukaryota; Fungi; Basidiomycota; Agaricomycetes; Polyporales; Phanerochaetaceae. The record is from RefSeq and is a predicted model, not a curated record. The coding region runs from base 13 to 546 and encodes 177 amino acids.
UUUAUUACCACCAUGGCCUCUGUACCCUUUCCUCCUCUUGCGCUCGUGCCAUAUCUCACUCAGAUCGCAGCCAUCCUGACUGAGCGCAAGCAGAGCGUAUGUGUCGCCGAGACUGCUGCAGGCGGGCUUAUCUCGGCCUCACUCUUGUCUGUCCCCGGAGCCAGCGCGUACUAUGCAGGUGGUUUGACGGUGUAUACCCUUGCGUCUCGUACUACGUUCUGUGAUUUUACGCCCGAUGACUUCGUCAACUACCAGGGUCCCACGCCGGCGAUUGUCGAGCGUCUCGCGACGAGUACACGAGCGAAGUUGCAAGCAACGUAUGCUAUCAGCGAGUCAGGUACCGCUGGACCGACAACGGCGAGGCCAACACAGACUCUUGGUUACGUCGCACUCGCUAUCGCAACUCCAAGCGGGGUCAUAAGCAGGGAACUUAAGACCGGGACAUCGGAUAGGCAGACGAACAUGGUCCUCUUCGCGGAGGAGGCGCUGAAGUUCUUCCUUCAAGUGUUGAAGGGGGAGAUCGCAGAGCGGAAAAUGGCUCUUUAAAUUGCAGAGAUGCCAGGAACUGACUUACUGGAUGACAUUUGGAUAUGCUUCGACUAACCAUGCGACUGAUAGGUAGUCGUUUGCCCUGUCCCGACUUCAUCUGCCUCAGAGUACAUGUAAUCUUGAGCAGGACGUUGUGCCAUUCUAUGCAAGGUGGUUGGAUUUGGCUAUGUCCAGGGAAUAUGACAACCGUGCGCCUGUGAGACCGCUGCUUGCCUUUCGAUAGAAACGAUCUCGAAAGGGAUGUUUAGCAUAAAGAU